AUGUCGGAACUUCCAGGGGAUCUGGUAGAAGAGAUUCUCUGUCGCGUUCCAGCUACAUCGUUAAAACGGUUACGAUCUACCUGCAAACGAUGGGACCGUUUGUUCAACGACAUAAAAUUCACAAGAAAGCACUUCGAUAUAGCGCCGAAGCAGUUUAUGUUUAUCUUGUUCAACAACAAUAGGUUUUUUUCCCUGAGCAUCAAACUCCAAAAACUGUCACCACCUAGAAAGGUAACAGAUGAUUUGAGUCUAACCGACCUCCAUUCUACUUUAGAUAAAAUGCAAAUUCGUCGAGUAUUUCACUGCGAUGGCUUAUUGUUAUGUGUCACAUAUGAGUUCAAUGCUAGGCUUGUGGUAUGGAACCCGUGUUAUGGUCAAACCAGGUGGAUCAAUGGUUACGAUAUAUACACCACAUAUGCUCUCGGAUCCUACCAAGACAAAAAAUCAUCCAAGGAUACUAGCUACAAAAUAUUGAGCCACAGGGUUUAUGGCGACAACCAAGAAUUCAAAGUUCAUGAGAUUGACUCUGAUUCUUCGUGGAGGACUCUUGAUCUCGUUUUGGACUUCGAAUUACCGUAUCUUCAUAAAGGCGUGUCUUUGAAGGGAAAGACUUACUGGAUUGCUAGAGAUGAAAAAGAGUUGGGCUCAUUCUUAAUCAGUUUUGAUUACACAACAGAAAUAUUUGAACGUCUAUGUCUUCCGCGUCAGCUUCCUAGUUAUCGGAAUCUGUCUUUGUCCAUUAUUAGAGAAGAAAAAAUCGCCGUGUUAUUACAACAUUUUGGUGCAGAUAACUAG
Messenger RNA from Microthlaspi erraticum, 795 nucleotides. NCBI's taxonomy places the organism in Eukaryota, Viridiplantae, Streptophyta, Magnoliopsida, Brassicales, Brassicaceae. The record is from the annotation of a GenBank genome assembly.